AAGGAGAGUUUCAGCUCCAUAAAAAGCAAGAAGUUGAUGGGUCCAGAAGAGCUGCCAAUGAUUCGUAAUUGCAAUCAGAUCAUCAGAGACGUGUGCAACUGUAUUUGGCGCCUGAAAGCUUACACGACGGAUGACAAGCUGUCUGUAUUCUACUGCAACCCUGCGGACAUUGACUCUAAGCUAGAGGACAGGGAAAUGGCGGAGAGCCUGUCUGUGGUCCGACACCCCGCCCUGCUGCCGUUCACAGUGAAGUACUCACAAAAUAUCCUACAGGACUCCUUCCUGGAUCUGAAGGAACUCAAGAACCAUAAAAAGGAGUUGUUAGCACAUCUGGCGGAUCACAACCUGGAUGGACUGCAGCAGUUUGUGGCCACGUUUGUACGCGUGAAGACGUCGACCAGCGGAACACCUCACAGAACUGUGCUCAGUACCCUCUCACAGGGGAACAACUCUGCCUUCGGUUUUUGAGAUAUAUAAUGUGUUCUGGCGAGACUGGUUUUAAUGCAUGUGCGGAAAGUGUUAUACAGUCUAAUAUGGGACGAAACUUUCCACUUUUAAGAUUUGUAUGCCCCCGGAUCAUUCGAUCAGGGGUAUAUUUGGUUUUUGCCUCUCUGUCUGUCUGUCAUUGUAUGUGUGUGUCCCAAAACUUUAACCUUGGUCAUAACUAUUGCAAUAUUGAAGAUAUCAACUUUGGCAUGUAUAGAGCUGCACAUUUUGAGUGGUGAAAGAUCAAGGGCAUCCUUCAAUGUCAAAGGUCAAAUAUAUGGCUUCAAAGCGCAGUAGGGGGUAUUGUGUAUCACAAACACAGCUCUUGUUUUUAUUUUUAUUCAAAGAAGUCGUAUCUGAAAGAAAAUCCAGUCUAGGUCGAGAGUGUUGUCACAGGUUAAUCAGGUGUGACACUUUAUGCCCAUGCAUUAGGCCCAGUUUCGGCAUAACGAGGCUCAGUUUAGAAUAUACACACAAAAGGGAUAGAUCUGCCUUUGGAUUUUGAGGUCUAACAGACAUAUAUAAUAUACCUCUUGUGCACAAGUGUAUUGGAGACCCUGCCCAAAGUUUUUAACCCUUUCCCAUUCACUGGCAGUUUGUUCAGGUUUUAUGCUGUUUGCUGCUCUUUAAGGGUUGGAAAUAAAGCCGUUAAAACUUUAAUCUAGUAAGUAACGUCUUUAAUUAAAUUUGAUUUUCAAAUGGACUGCAAACACGUUUAAAUACAUAUCUAAGUGGUAAAGGUUGAAGUGGAUUAUGCCACUGACUGAUGACACAAGUAAACUCUGCCCACUUUCAUUAUAUAAUGCACAUUAAUGGGAAGCAUCCAUCAGUUUUACUGAUAUUCUUGUUAAAUUUGUACUGUGCUUGACCUCAAAACAAGUAACACUUUCUUGAUUCGAAUUUGUAUUUAUUUACAAAAUGUAUUGUGGACGUAAUUAUUUAUGAUUUUAUCGACAAUUCUGUAUGAGUCAUGUUCUUUACACAUUUUCCAUACAAGGGUCUUUUUUUUUCAUUUGUAUAUUGUGCAUAACUGUAUAUCGCUAUUAAUGUAUGCUCGACAUUUUAUGUCACUUAUUUAUUUUUAUGUUAAAAUUUUGGUAAGUGGCAAAAUAUAAAGAAUAUAAUGGUAGGUUAGUUUUGAUAACAUGUGCUAUCACACUCUUCGAAUAUGGCAUGUUAAAGGUCUUGCCUUUUGUUAGCUCACCUGAGCGAUAGCUCGGGGUGAGCUAUUGUGAUCACUCACCGUCCGGCGUCCGGCCGUCCGUCUGUCUGUCUGUCUGUAAACAAUUUGUAAACAUCUUCUUCUACUAAACCAUUGAGCCAAUUUCAACUAAAUUUCAUGUGGAGCAUCCCUAGGUCAUGGGACAAAAAAAUGUUAAAAAAAAAUUGAUCACAUAACCAAGAUGGCCGCCAUGACCAUAUAUGGUAAAAACCUUAAAAAAUCUUCUUGUCAGAAACCGCUCAUCAGAUUUUCCAAAAAUUUCACAGGGAUGACCUUUGAAGGCUCCCCUGAAAAAGUUGUUCAAAGAAAUUUGAUUCGUCAAAAAACAUGGCCGCAGGAGCUCGUUGAACUUUGCAUGUUUAUUCGUUUUUGCCUAUUUUGUGAAAAUUUUCAAAAAUCUUCCACAUUUUUUGUCGGAUCCUUUCCAAAUUUGCACAGUGUCUUUAUAUCAAUGAGGACACGAACCCUACAAAAAAUGAGCAUUAUUGGUCCAUGAAGUACAGAAUUACCUCCCCUUGAAUUGAGAAAAUGGUGUUUAUGCAAUAAAGUCCAAAUUUUUCAUCCAAUUCUUUCCAAACUUGCACAGUGUCUUCAUAUCAAUGAAAACUCGAGCCCUGUCGAAAAUGAGCAACAUCGGACCAUUAAGUCCAGAAUUAUCUCCUUGAGAUGGCAGAUUUAGAAAUAAUUAUAGUGUACUCUUUUUUUCCAAUUAAUAGUGCUAUUAGAGUAAAGGAUUUGCUGGCUACAGGCCAGGUUUCUCUGACACGAUUCUCUUCUGAUGGCUUUGCUGCAGACCACAUAAACCCUUAACCCAGAACAGUUAAUUCUUUCUGCAAAUGUUUGUGACUGUGGAAAUCAUUGAAAUAAAGGAGAAAUUGCUGAAAUUAGCAUUUUAUCCUUUCAUCACAAUGCUUCCUACCCUAUUAAAUCAGUUUCUUCUUAUUGUAAAUUCAAUAGAGUUUUAGCAAAAUUUUUCACCCCCUACUUUUGAGCUUAAUAUGGUUUUUCACCCCCGGUGUUAAACUCAAUUGGGUUAUUUAGGGAAUGACAUAUAUAAUAUAAUAAAAAUCUACAAAGGUUACUUUAUUAUUUAUACAAAUGGAAUUCAAAAAGGUAUCUGUACAUAACAACAAACAAUUUCUGAAUUUCUGAUCAAAGUUCAUUCAUUUUUGCGUUUAAUAAGACCGAGUUUGUGAAAAUCGUUGCACAAUUGAUGAAGUUAUUGCUGUUCAAAGCGAUGCACCCCGUUAUGGGGUCGUUUUGAGUUGAAUACCUCGACAAUGAAAGUAGAUAUCGGACGGGUCUAAGUAUAAUUACAAUAAUACCCAAAAGAUUGAUAAUCGCUGGAAAGACUGCCUUCUUUUCUUCAUAGGACGGCAUAUAAACUAUCCGAUACAUUUUUGUACCGAAAAUAACCAGUCUAAAAAAUACGCCCGGUGUUCUUAAGAAUUGCAUUUCGUGACGCAAGGUUUUUUACGGGAAUAACAUUAUUAAAUUUGUAUUUGCGUUUUUGUACACUUUAUUCUGAAUUUAAUAACGUUUUUAUUAACCAGGUUUUCCGAAGGAAAAACUGGUUAUUAGAUUGGCGAAUGUCGGCGGGCCGGUGGAACAAGCUUGUCCGCGCCAUAACUUUGUCGUUUAUUGUGAGGUUUGAAAUCAUUUGGCACAUUUGUUCACCAUCAUUAGAUGGUGUGUAGCGCGAAACAAUUACGUUGAUAUCUCCAAGGUCAAGGUCACACUGAGUUCAAAGGUCAAAAAUGGCCAUAAAUGGGCUUGUCCGGGCCAUAUCUAUGUCAUUCAUUGUGAGAUUUUAAAAUCAUUUGGCACACUUGUUCACCAUCAUUGGAUGGUGUGUCACAUGAAAGAAUUACGUCAAUAUCUCCAAGGUCAAGGUCGCCACGACUUAAAAUAGAUUUAUUUUGAAACAAAGGGGGUUUAUUAUAAACAAUCCGUUCAGUUUUAGUUGUCUCCCUUUAUCAGACUUUUUUUUCCAAUUGAAAACCUGGUUUUGUGACAAUUGUGUCCCUUGUUGGCUAUUUUAAUUGCGUAUUAACGCAAAUAUGCUUGUUAAUUAUAGCCCUGCCUGCAUGAUUUGUACAUCUACACUGUUUCCUGAUAAUAAAAUGUCACACAAAGCUAAGUCAUACCGAAAAAAUAGCUUAUGAAAAAAAACAUUUCAUCCUGCAAAAUAAAUAGAUUUUCUUUUUAAAUAAACUGCAUUAGAUAGAAUUAAUAAAAAGCAAACAAACAGUCACACACAGGCAUCGGCGACCACAUCAUCAAAUGACAGUGGUUUGAGCCCAGUUACUUUUUAGCUCACCUGUCACAAAGUGACAUAGUGAGCUUAUGUGACAGUGUGAUUUCGGGCGUCCGUUGUGCGUGCGUGUGUGUGUCCGUGAACAUUUUUUUUGUGUAGACAGUAGAAGUCACAUUUUUUAUCCAAUCUUUAUGAAAUUUGGUCAGAAUGUUUAUCUUGAUGAAAUCUGGGUUGGGAUUGUAUUUGGGUCAUCUGGGGUCAAAAUCUAGAUCACUAGGUCAAAUAAUAGAAAAACCUUGUGUAGACAAUAGAGGUCACAGUUUUCAUCCAAUCUUUUUGAAAUUUGGUCAGAAUGUUUAUCUUGAUGAAAUCUGGGUUGGGAUUGUAUUUAGGUCAUCUGGGGUCAAAAUCUAGGUCACUAGGUCAAAUAAAAGAAAAACCUUGUGUAAACAAUAGAGGUCACAGUUUUCAUCAGAUGUUUAUGAAAUUUGGUCAGAAUGUUUAUCCUAAUAAUAUCUGAUUUUGGAUCGUAUAUGGGUCAUUUGGGGUAUAAAAUUAGGUCAUCGGGCCAUUUCUAGUAAAACCUUGUGUAGAUGAAAGAGGUCUCAGUUUUCAUCAUGUCUUAAUGAAAUUUUGUCAGAAUGUAUUAAUUAAUGAAAUCUGGCUUGGGAUAUGGGUCUGAUAGAAUUUAAGUUGAUGUAGCAAGGUUAGUCAGGUGAGCGAUUCAGGGCCUUCAUGGCCCUCUUGUUGUUUUUUAGCAACAAAUGGGGCUUAACUUGCAUUUUAUAAUCUGUAUCAUCCAACUUCAAAAAGUAUUAUAUAUUUAAUCUGAAAUAACCAUGUUAGGAUCUUCAUAUUUUUGCUUGUCUUAAAACUAAAACUGCAUAUUUUUGAGCCAUGUUGUGAGAAAACUGGUGCAUAAAGUGUUUUCUCUGAUUAGCCUGUGCAGUGUACACAAGAUUAGCCUGUGCAGUGUACACAGGAUAAUCAGGGACGACUAGCCUGUGCAGUCUACACAGGAUAAUCAGGAACGACUAGCCUGUGCAGUCUACACAGGAUAAUCAGGGAUGACUAGCCUGUGCAGUCUACACAGGAUAAUCAGGGACGACUGGCCUGUGCAGUCUACACAGGAUAAUCAGGGACGACUAGCCUGUGCAGUCUACACAGGAUAAUCAGGAACGACUAGCCUGUGCAGUCUACACAGGAUAAUCAGGGACGACACUUUCUGCCUUCAUGGGAUUUUUUUUAUUUUGAAGAGACUUCCUUUUAAACAAAAGAUUCCUUCAAAGCAGAAAGUUUCGUUCCUGAUUGCGCAUGCUAAUCUGGAAUGACAGCACGAACAUGCAUUAAGCCCAGUUUUCACAGAACGUGGCUUAUAUUAUUUUAAGACUUUGUUAAGUGUACUUGCUAUUAAUGUCAGCCCCAUGUAUUACAUUGUAAGAGCAGAUUUGUCCUUUUACCUUUUGUGAAAUCAGCCCCCCCCCCCCCCCCCCCGAAGUUGUUUUUUGGAAAAAAAAUAUAAUUUCACUGAACAUACAUGUAUAUAUUAUUUGAAGGCUUUUGAUAGUGUACAUGUACUAGUUAAUGUCAGCCACAUGUAUUUCGAGCAGAUUGCUCCCUUGACCUUUUGUGGGAUCAACCCUAUGACGUUGUUUGCUUCAAGAAAAAACAGGGAGGGUGAAUCUAAGUUGUCAAAACUGUGACGUAGUUGAGGAGUUCUCGAUAAUUUUACUGAACAUGUAUGUAAAGAUUGGGAUAGAAAGAGAAUCCGAGGUUAUUUGCCUAUGAAUCAGUGAUAUAAGAGGUGAGGUUAGGUAAUAAGAACUCAGGGACAUGCUAAUUUCUGCUAACGUCUGUACACAGCAUGGGAUGGUCAGUACUGUUUGUCAUAACCCUUUCCCACUUUGAUACACAUGUGAUGCAUUUGUAGUACCUUAUUAAUUUAAUUUAAAUAAAGAUCUUUCUUACUAGAUUCAAGUUUUAACCCUUUACCACUUAGAUACGUUUUUCAAAAGACAAAUAGAAAGUAGAAAGUAACAUUAAAUUAAAUACCUUUCUUUCUAAAUUCAAUUUUUAAAGGCUUUGAUUCCAACCCUUCGUUACUGAUGAGCACAAACAGCAUUAAACCUGAACAGACUGCGAGUUACUUGCAGGCUUUUCUUGUUUUAUGCUGGUUGCAAAAGCUAUUUUCACUUUGCUUCUUAUGGGGGGAAUUAAGGGUUAAAGGUUCCAUUUUCAACCCUUCGAUACUGAUGAUCAGCAAACGGCAUAAAACCUGAACAUACUGCAAGUUACUCGCAGGCUGUUCUGGUUUUAGGAUGGUUGCAAAAGCCAUUUUCUCUUUGCUUCUUAUGGGGGAAUUAAGGGUUAAAGGUUCCAUUUCCAACCCUCAGAUACUGAUGAUCAGCAAACAGCAUAAAACCUGAACAUACUGCAAGUUACUCGCAGGCUGUACUGGUUUUAGGAUGGUUGCAAAAGCCAUUUUCUCUUUGCUUCUUAUGGGGGAAUUAAGGGUUAAAGGUUCCAUUUCCAACCCUUAGAUACUGAUGAUCAGCAAACAGCAUAAAACCUGAACGUACUGCAAGUUACUCGCAGGCUGUUCUGGUUUUAGGAUGGUUGCAAAAGCCAUUUUCACUUUGUUUCUUAUAGGGGAAAGGGUUAAUGUCUCACUUGGCCUAUUAGAAGUCCCAAUUCAAAUGCUAGUAUGAUAUUGUGCUCUUAACUGAAAAAGAGCAUUGAUCUACUCACAGUAUGUUAUAACAACGACACUUAAUUUUAAUGAGAAUAAUGUUAGAAAUUAUUGACGAACAAAAACAUAAACAAUCGCAACACUAUUUAAAAAAAUUUCUUUUUCAUUAUUCAAUAUAUUUUCAAAAACUUUCGUUUUCACAUUACAACCAAUCUAACUUUGAGAAAUUUUACCAAUUUCUGAUCUUGUACUUCACCUUUCAUUUUACUCUGAAUAUUUGUUACAGGAAAUAGGCCAGUCAUAUUUUCUUUUGAUUUUGCAGCUUGAUUGUUUUGUUAAAUUGUUAAAAACAUAUACUGCUUUAAGUAGUGCAAUAUAGUUAUGUAAACAAGCUAAUAAUGUGUACCAUAUUUUUUUUAUUUGCAGCAUUUGUAUACAGCCAAAAUGUGUACAUGUUUAUUUUAUUUUUCUCUGUGUUAAGUCCAACUUACUAAUUUCCUGUGUAUAAAGCCACGUGAGGUUUAGAUUUGGGAACACAAAUUAUUCUGUAUGACAAUAGUCAAGUAAAUUUAUCAAAAUAAAUUCAAUCAUUUUAGUGACCUAUGAAUUAAGACUUUGAAAGAGAGAAUAAAACAGUCAAUUCCGAGUGUAAAAAUGCGUUUGAAAACCCUUAAAGAAAAAGGCGAAGCAAAAUGAGAAAUUUUGAUAAUUAUGUACCUAUAAAUACAGGUUUGUUAUUUCCAGAAUAACAUUUUUACUUUUUCAAUAUAAUACAGGAUAAUCAGGUAAUGGAUAGCAUCAGAUAUGUAUGAACAACAUCAUGUGAAAAAAGGGUCUAAUGCCAUAUGUGGCCUGUGAAGCUCCAAACCAGUCUGCCCAGUCUUGUAAGGGGGCUACACUGUACCCUGUAAAGUCAUUCAAGGUUUUGUGGCUAUCAGCGUACAGGGUAGUUCCUGGCCUGACUGGGCGGUGUGGAGGUAAGCUCGCAGCAUAUGGAAUUUGACCCAUUUUUAGCUCUGCGUUUUCGGAGAAAACCCAAGGUAUUGUCAUAGCCUGCUCGUCGUGUCCUACGCCGUCAGCAUUGUGCUAAAACCUUAACAUUUUGUUAAGGUUUUUAACAUUUGCUUUAAAAUCAAAUUGCUUCCACCUGCAACUUUGAAACUUCAUAUGUAGAUGCACCUUGAUGAGUUCUACACGCCACACCCAUUUUACAGUCACUAGGUCAAAGCUCAAGGUCACUGUGACCUUUAAAAAAAAUAAUCUGACAAGCUUUCAUUUAUUCAAAACUGAACCGUAGCCGAGCGUGGCACCUGUUAUGCGGUGCUCUUGUUACAUUACGCAGCUCAUUUGUGUCCAGUGAUUUAUUAUCUUUUCCUAUGUAAACAGCAUUGAAACUUUGUUGCUGGGAGCUGAUGAUUGUAAUAGGGAAACUUUUAAAAAUUUGGACUUCAUAUUUAAGGUGUUUAUACACAGGUGCUGCUUCUGUUUGAGAAAUUGCUGUACACAUGCUUAUAUGCCAUAACAGUUUGUUUUCGCUAUUCGACAAAUAAAUACUAAUAAGAAA
Molecule: messenger RNA, 8218 nt
Organism: Dreissena polymorpha
Lineage: Eukaryota; Metazoa; Mollusca; Bivalvia; Myida; Dreissenidae
Exons: 3
Coding region: 37-468 (143 amino acids)
Source: RefSeq, a predicted model, not a curated record